GACGGGUGUACGCAUGCGUAAAUCAAAAGUACUGUAAUUCCUUUGCUCAGAAAAAAGUUUGAUAGUGUUAGGAAAUGAGCAGGAGAGAGAAAGCAAAAGAGACGCAAGGAAGACGGGGAUAGAGUUAAACCCUGAAUCACUGCUAUAGAGGAAGUAAGGAGAGAGGAACCGAUUUCCCCUCACACACAAUGCGUCUCCAUCAAGUAAAGAUCGGGUUCCUGAACAACUAAGACAACUAAUUCAACAUGAGGAAAAUAGACAUAAGUUAGACAGUGUCUGCGUCCGCUUCUAAGAAUCUCAUGGAUUGAACUACAAAAUUUGUACACGCCUCUGCCAGCCUCUAGGGAGAAAGCGAGAAGAUGGAUGUGUGUGAGCUCCAGUCCGGCUCUCUGAGGACCAUCAGCGUGCUGGACCGCCUGCUCCUCACACACCCCAUCUGGCUGCAGCUGUCAUUCAACACUGACUCCGCCCACCAGGUCCUGCAGGCAGAGCCCAAAGGGGCCUUCCUGGUGCGCAGGUGCAGCCAGUCGCAGAAGAAGGUGCUGUGUGUGAGACUGACAGAGGACAGUGCCCCCUCCGCCAUUCGGCAGUGUGUCAUCCGUGAGGAGGAAUCCACUUUCUCCCUGGAGAGUUCGGCCGUCAGUUUCCCCGACCUGUGCAGGCUGGUCGCUUUCUACUGCAUCAGCCGAGACAUACUUCCUUUCCCACUGGAGCUUCCGGAAGCCAUAGUUAAAGCCUCAUCCCACAGACAGCUGGAGUCCCUCUCACACAUGGGCCUGGAAUUUUGGAGCUCGCCGCUGAACUUCCGGACGCCUCGGAACGGCCCUCCCCCCGCGGACCAGCCGGGAGGCCUGUUUCUGGGGCGCGGCGGCCAGCAGGUGGCGCUGUGCUACAUCAACCCGCUCUUCCUGCGCGAGCCCCCCAGCCGCGGCGCCCUGCACAAGCGGCACCGCUUCAAGCGCAGCCUGAGGGUGCGCGUCUCCACGGAGAGCUCCAUGACGCUGUCGUCCCCCCCGCGCUCCACCGAGCUCGACUGCGCCGAGCCCAGCCUGCCCCAGCAGAAGAGGGCCAGCACCAACGCCGGCCUGCUCCGCAGAACCCAGGCCCUCUCCCCAACCUCCGAGGAGGAGGAGGAGCUGAUACCCCACGACCCGCAACAGGUACGGACCCCCUCGAAUCGAUUCAGUUCAGCUCAGUUCAGUUCAGAGGCGGAGGAGGGCGGGCCGGAGGCGGGACUGGCGUUGGAGAGGAGGCGCGCCCCGUCCCUGGCGGAGCUGGACAGCAACAGCUCCUUCAGCAGCCUGGAGGAGGCGGAGGACACCCCCCAGCGCCCCGCGGCCCCGAAAGCGGCGCCCCCCGCCAAGCCGCCGCGCGCGGGCUCCGGCCUGCGCAGGAUGAGCGCGGCCUUCGUCACGCUCUUCGCCCCGGAGAAGCGCGUGGCCCAGCUGGUGGACGAACUCUCCCAGGACCGCCGGUCCGCCUUCGGGGCCCUGGUCCAGGACUUCCUGCAGCAGCAGAGGAAGGAGCUGGAGCCCCCGGCGCAGGCCCCGGGGCCCGCCCUCACCCUGCUGCAGGGCCUGCGCCACUUCCUGUCCCAGGCCAAGUGCUUCCUGCUGGCCUGCGGUGAGCUGGAGCCCCCCAUCGAGACCCUGGUGCCCGAGAAGGAGAAAGAUCUGGCCCUGGAGAAAGCCAUGUUCGGCUGUGUGCUGAAGCCUCUGAAGGCCCAGCUGGACCAGGCCCUGCUCUCUCUGCACACCAAAGACGGCUCCAUGCAGCGGCUGGCCGACAGCCUGAGGGACGGCCAGCAGGGGGCAGCAAAGCGCUUCGGGGUGCUUGUGGGCGUGCCCGACGCCCACGGCCUGGAGAGGAUGAAGCAGAAGCUAGUGCUAAUGCAGCGCACACACUCCCCCAUAGACAAAGUGCUGCUGCUGCUACAGGUCUGCAAGGGCAUCUACAACGCCAUGGGCUCCAACCCCCGACAGGAGUUUGGGACGGAUGAGUUCCUGCCCGUGCUGUCCUAUGUGCUGGUGCAGUGUAACCUGCCCCAGGUCCUGCUGCAGGUGGAGUACAUGAUGGAGCUCCUGGAGCCGUCCUGGCUCACCGGGGAGGGAGGUUACUACCUGACCAGCAUCUACGCCAGCCUGUGUCUGAUCCAGAGCCAGUCUGAACCGGUUCCGCCCAGUGGGGUGACCCGCGAGGCCCAAGAGUCGCUGAAGGAGUGGACCCGACGUCGGUCCCAGGAGGCCCAGAACCAGAAAGACACCCAGCAGAACCAGAGGUUUGCGCGGGUGCUGUUCCAGGACGGCGAGUGCAGCAUCGUGCGGACGGUCCUCUGGAAGGCGGGGGACUCGGUCGAGGCCCUGGCCCGCCUCUGCGUCCUCAAAUUCGGGGUGUCGGAGCCGGAGCAGUACAGCCUGUACUGGCGGGACGGGGGCGAGACGCGGCCCGUGCCCCCCCAGGCCCAGCCCACCGACCUGCCCUCCUGCAGCGGGCACGGCCCCACCCUGGCCUUUCUGCGCUCCGACCAGGACUUCGGCAAGGCCCGCAAGCUGACCAGAGGGGGCGCUGUGGACCUGGGGGAGUCCGUCUGCGAGGAGUAGGGGGUUGCGGCCUGCUUUUUUGUGAUGGUUUGCGUGUGUGUAUGCGUGUGUGUGUGUGUGUGUGUGUGUGACAAAGGGGUGUGUCUUUGUCCCCCUCCUCCUCUUCCCAGCUACAACGUGGCCAGACGUGUUCGUUUUGUUUUGUCUUUAUCCUUUGGUGAUUGGCUGUUGAAACCCCUGUUGUGGUCGGGCGCUCAAGAGCGCACCCCAGUGGUCAAGGAGGGCGGCUGACCCGCACUAGUAUGCGCGUGGAUGAAAUUACCCUAAAUAUCCCACUCCGCGCACCCACGAAAAAAAACAAACCGAAUAUCCUCGAAAGAACCAUCUGUAGCUUUUAUUGGAGCAGUCACCAAGUCCAAGCCGUCACCAACGCUGUGCACUGUAUAUGCUGAUAUCUUAAGCUUUGAAUCGAUUCAGGCUUUAGUUCAUCCUCCCAGUCAUAAACUGACGAUGGCGUAACAGCGAGACAGUCAUUGAUCGGAUGAUAUGGGGGGGGGGGGGAUGAUGGCUGCAGGCACGCCAGAAAUCAAAAGGCCACCUCCGCCCAAUCUGUGCAUCGUGAUCGUCACAGCCAUAUAAGGUCAGAACUGUUACCCUGAGUAACUGUCAGUCUAUCCUGGUGAUGAUGUCAGCUUUGCCUGCAUCAUCAUGGUGCCAGAUAUGAAAAUGUAAAAAUACUUUUGAAAAUCUACUUUAAAUGUAAGACUUUAAUUCUUUUGGGAAGGGUUAUAUAACUGCUUUUUUUAGACUCAUUAACACUGGAGACAGCACCGUUUCCCUGCAGCACUGUCACACCGAGGCAUUGUGUUAAAGCACAUUACACUGAGUCCUCAAGGUUGCUGCAACAUAUUUCUGAGAAUAACAUCACAAAAUGAAGGAGGCUAACCGUAUCUCGGUGAAAGUUUGAAACCGCAAUUUAGACGUGCAUCAGAUGGCCACUACAAAGAACGAAAACUUCAAUGCUUACAGAUAAUUCCCCACGAUGUCAUUUUUUAAGAGCGUCACAGGUUCUUUAAAAGAGGAACCGGGAUAAGAAAGCAACACAAAUACAUUUGUGGUGGUAUUGGGGAACAAGUGUUUUGUUUUGGCAUCAGAAUGCUUGCGUCACCAAAGGAACAGCACUAUAAUGUACAGUGAUAGACUAAAGGCCAAAUAAGCAUCCAUAUGCUUGAAGCGAAACCUGUUUAGCCUUAUUUUAAUAACACCACAACAGUAUUAGACCAACAAGGUCAGCAAUUUCUGAAUAGAAAAACAGGGAAAUAAAUGCUUUCAGACCAAUUAUUGUGUCUGAAAUAGAAAGGACUACAGAAAUUAAGUGAGGUCAAGUCUUACACCGCUGUUCCAAUGGGAAAUAUUUGAUCCUACACACAAAAAGCUAGUGUGCAGGAGAACUACAAAAUUAGGAGGCGGUGAGGCAGUGAUUAAAAGCUAAAUGUAACAAUAUUGAAAGUGGAUGCUACCUGUCGCCCACUGAGGAGUGUAGCUGGGGACACAAAACCACAAACUAUCACAAAGACACUCUUCCCCUAGAGACAGUGCCACGGUUAAGCGAACUUGUUCCACAGAAAUGUGACAUAAGUAAAGAUAAAAGAAACUUGUGUGCCAAAUAUCAAGGGUGUGUAUGUGUGUGUGUUUG
Conger conger (European conger) is the source of this 4236-nucleotide messenger RNA. RefSeq names its product Ras and Rab interactor 1b (gene rin1b). Gene Ontology annotation, biological process: vesicle-mediated transport. Lineage: Eukaryota; Metazoa; Chordata; Actinopteri; Anguilliformes; Congridae. The transcript is spliced from 11 exons. The record is from RefSeq and is a predicted model, not a curated record. Gene Ontology annotation, cellular component: cytosol; endocytic vesicle. Gene Ontology annotation, molecular function: guanyl-nucleotide exchange factor activity; small GTPase binding. Bases 360 to 2600 code for a protein of 746 amino acids.